This is a messenger RNA of Daphnia pulex (common water flea), 2313 nucleotides long. Its product is annotated as prolyl 4-hydroxylase subunit alpha-2-like. The transcript has 13 exons. The record is from RefSeq and is a predicted model, not a curated record. Gene Ontology annotation, biological process: peptidyl-proline hydroxylation to 4-hydroxy-L-proline. Bases 184 to 1872 code for a protein of 562 amino acids. Gene Ontology annotation, molecular function: procollagen-proline 4-dioxygenase activity; protein binding; iron ion binding. Gene Ontology annotation, cellular component: endoplasmic reticulum. Lineage: Eukaryota; Metazoa; Arthropoda; Branchiopoda; Diplostraca; Daphniidae.
AUGGAAGACAACCAGCCGAAGUAAAGUUGCUCCUCACAGUUGGGUGGCAAUCGUCAAGAAGAGCGGACGUUUUAACAAGAUUCCCUUUGAUAAUUCACGCUGGGACAACAGUCCUGCUUUGAAGAAAGGCUACGUUUACUGGGAUUUUAUUAAUACAGAUUAUCAUUAAACAGAAGAGAAAAGAUGGGUCCAAUUUUUCUGAUAACAACAACGCUGCUGGUGAUAUUAGGAUUCCGGCCAGUUUCCGGUGACAUGUUUUCCGCUUCGGCCGAUUUGGCAAACACCUUUCGCCUUGAACAAAAAGUAGUCAAUGUGUUGGGAGAAUUGGUGGCACAGACGGAAGCUAAAUUAUCAAUCAUUCGACACUAUCUGGAGGAUUACCAGAGCGUGGUCGAGGAAAAAGCGGCUAGCGAAGAGGAAUUCAUCGAACGGGUGGCAGGGAAUCCCAUUCACGCUUACCGAUUGAUGAAACGUCUUUACUUCGAUUGGCAGACGGUAGAAAAAGAAAUCAAAGCUGACAACUGGCGAAACGCUCUGCGACAGUUGGAACGCGUUCGCAUGGGGGCGAAAUUUCCAAAAGAAGAGGAUUUCUUCGGUGCUGCUCAAGCGUUAGUUCGUCUACAAGACACUUACGAGCUGAACAUGACUCAAUUGGCUCGAGGAAACCUCUGGGGUAGACAAACGCGUGCAGAACUGACCGCCCAAGAUUGCUUGUUCAUGGGCAAACACGCCUUCAAUGCCGGCGCAUACGCACGAGCGGUCGAGUGGUUCGAAGAGUCUUACAUUCUAGCCGGACUGGAAAAUAACAAAACCAUUAGGCAGGAUCAGGUGAUGGAUUUCAUUCAGCACGCCAUCAACAUGCACGACGACACCUUGCAGCAAACGAAACAACGGAAACCGAUGGCCGUGCUAUCGCACACCAAUUCAUUCGAAUUACCUCUGAGGGAGAGACCGGCUGUUGUCCAACGGAAUGAGAUUAUUCGCAGUCGGAAGUACAAUCUCGGGAAACACAUCAGCGAUCAGGACGACGCUUCCAACUUUAACGCAUUGUGUAGGGGCGAAAGACUACUGAAUGACAAACUGCUGGCGGAGCUGAAAUGCUGGUACGAUACUCGCCAUCAGUUUUAUUUUCUCCUGAUGCCCAUCAAAAUCGAACAACAUUCAUUCGAGCCUGCCAUUUACACAUUUCACGAUGUGCUGAGUGACGAAGAAAUCGAAACAAUCAAGGAAUUAGCCAAACCACUGUUGGCUCGAUCUAUGGUGCAAGGGAAACUUGGCGUAGGACACGAAGUUUCAAAUGUUAGGACCUCGAAAACGGCUUGGCUUCCAGAGGGUUUACACCCAUUACUAAAUCGUCUUUCCCGGCGGAUUGGACUAAUCACUGGCUUGAAAACCGAUCCUAUUCGCGACGAAGCAGAACUCCUUCAGGUUGCUAACUACGGGAUUGGCGGACAUUACUCACCUCAUCAUGACUAUCUAAUGAAAGACAAAGCGGAUUUCGAGUUGGAAAAGAUGCCUCCUCGCGAACUUGCAAUGGGCGACAGAAUUGCCACUUACAUGUUUUACGCGAAAAAAAAGUACAUGCACCAUCGAGAGCUCCAAGCUGGAGAUCGGAUAGCGACAUUUAUGUUUUACCUUAAUGAUGUGGAGCGCGGCGGGUCGACGGCUUUCCCGCGGGCUGGCGUCGCGGUCAAGCCGGUGAAAGCGGGAGCCGCAUUUUGGUAUAACCUGAAGCGCAGCGGGAAACCGGAUCCUCUAACUCUUCACGGUGCAUGUCCCGUCUUGCUGGGACAUAAAUGGGUCAGCAACAAAUGGAUUCGGGAAACUGCUCAGACUUUCAACAGACGCUGCCUACUCGAUGCCAAUCAAUAAAAACAAGAAAGUCGCCAUCAAAAAUCGAAAUUUUUUUAAAACGAUAUCAUUUUUAUACCAAUAACGGUUGUGGUGUAUGACGUAUAUGUGUAACUGUCUAACAGUUGUGUAUUCCUUCAAGUACUCUGUCGUAACGUCAUUUCAAAUUUUUCUGUACGUAUUUUAAUACUUCGACAUUUCUUUUUCUAAAUUUGGCCCUAGUCAAGAAUUUGAGCCUUAUUUUCCGUGGUAUAAAAAGGCAUUUCAUUGCUUUACUUGAGCGUUUCUACGAUACUUUCGUAAUGAAAUCUGUUUAUUGGCAACCAAACACAGACCGUAUUUAUUAUUAACUGUCUGGACUGACGUGGAUGAUUGCGAAUUGUGAUUCCCUCCUUUUAUAUUUUAUUAUGAUUUCUCCGGAUUGUAGUUGUGAGAAUAAACAUGGAUUUUACCAAUGUCGUC